UCUUCUGAGCCCCUCCCAUCCCUCCCUUUUCUCCUUUCCCCCUUUCCUCCUUCUCUCCCUUUCUCUCAUUUUUUUUCUCUCAUGGUCCCACAGACACACACUCACUGUCAGUCUCAUCUUUUUCUCUUUUAACUCCCUGGUUGUUGUGCGUCCUUGUUCCUCCGCGUGCUCUCUCUCUCUCUCUGUGUAUAACUGUUUAUACUCUGGCCUUCCUCCCUCCAUCUCUCAUUUCUUCCUGACUUUCUCCUCUCUCCCCUCUCAUUCUUUCCCCUGUGCUGUUUCUCAAGUGCACGCUCUCUCACCUCUUGCUCUCUUUUUGCCCUUUUCUUUCUCAUCCCAGCCCUCGGGCUCGGUGGCCACUGCCCUCACCCCCUGCCCCUCGCUCUGUGAGAAACCUCUGAGCAGUGCCCAGGGUCCGGGUGACCCAACUCGGGGCUGGCUGUGCUAUCCAGUGGAGAGGCCCUGGGGCAUUUCCUCCCAGGGGUGACUUGGCAGUGGCUAACUCUGUUUCCUCACUUCUGCAAUUUCCAGACAGCACAGAGGCUGGGUCUGCAAACGGAGACACUUAGAUCUCACAGCUGCAGCCACUGCUCCCGGUCCAGAAUGGUGUGUGAGCUGCUGGAGGGCAGACACUGGGUCUGUUCUCCCAGGCCUCAGUGCUCUGCCUAGGGCCUGGAGCAGUGAGCCCUUGCCCAGUAAAUACAUGAAUGAGUGACCCAGUGGGCACGGGCAGGAUCCUGUGACCAGCUGCCUCUUCCAGCCCAAAUAGUGAUGGAGUCAAACGAUUCCUCUCGUGUGGACUCUGAGUUCCGAUACACGCUCUUCCCGAUUGUUUAUAGCAUCAUCUUUGUGAUGGGGAUCAUUGCCAACAGCUAUGUGCUGUGGGUCUUUGGCUGCCUGUACCCUUCCAAGAAACUCAAUGAGAUAAAGAUCUUCAUGGUGAACCUCACCAUAGCCGACCUGCUCUUCUUGGUCACCCUGCCCCUGUGGAUCAUCUACUACCAUAAUGAGGGCAACUGGAUUCUCCCGGAAUUCCUGUGCAACCUGGCUGGCUGCUUCUUCUUCAUCAACACCUACUGCUCAGUGGCCUUUUUGGCCGUCAUCACUUACAACCGCUACCAGGCGGUGACGCAGCCCAUCAAGACUGCUCAGGCCACCACCCGCAUGCGUGGCAUCUCCCUGUCCCUCGUCAUCUGGGUGGCCAUUGUGGCAGCUGCAUCCUACUUCUUCGUCCUGGAUUCCACCAACACGGUGCCCAACAAGAGUGGCACAGACAACAUCACACGCUGCUUUGAGCAUUAUGAGAAGGGCAGCGUGCCAGUUCUCAUCAUUCACAUCUUCCUCGUGGUCUGCUUCUUCCUUGUCUUCCUCCUUAUCCUCUUCUGCAACCUGGUCAUAAUCCGCACGCUGCUCACGCAGCCGGUGCAGCCGCAGCGUAAAGCAGAAGUCAAGCGCCGGGCGCUGUGGAUGGUCUGCACGGUCUUGGCUGUGUUCAUCAUCUGCUUUGUGCCUCAUCACCUCGUGCAGCUGCCCUGGACGCUGGCCGAGCUGGGCUUCCGGAGCAGCAACUUCCACCAGGCUAUUAACGAUGCGCAUCAAGUCACUCUCUGCCUCCUUAGCACCAACUGUGUCUUAGACCCCAUCAUCUACUGUUUUCUCACCAAGAAGUUCCGCAAGCACCUCACUGAGAAGUUCUACAGCAUUCGAAGCAGCAAAAAAUGCUCCCGGGUCACCACAGAGACGGGCACCGAAGUGGUCAUGCCACUCAACCAGAUCCCUGUCAUGUCCCUCAAAAAUUAGUCCCUGAUUGUUGGGGUCAGGCCCAGAGGCUUAUCCUCCAAGGACAUUACAGACUAACCUGGUGUAAGUAGGGUGGUCUGGGUACUUCCUCUCUGGGCGCUGGUGGCCCAUUAGGUAUGGAGUCUACCUCACCAAGGUGGGGAUGGUGGUGGAACCAGACUGCUGGGAAAUCCAAAACUUGAUUUCUGAGCACAUGCCACAAUAACCAGGAGUGCCUGAGUUUGAAAGCUCUGGAAAGAGUGUCGAGGCCAGGGGCAGACCUUGGGGGCAGACUCUGAACCACCCAGUACACCAGCCAGGGCAGCAGCCCCAAGCAAGUGUGGCCUGAAGUUUUGGGCAACCACUCCCUUUAUCACUAUAAGGGCAGAGAAAGGCAUUUGGAGAAUGGGACACUCUCCUGGCUGUGUGGCAGCAAACUUUUGAGCCUCGCCUCGGACCUCGGUCAGCUCUGGGAAAGUGGGAGAGACACACUGCCACACUGUCUGUCUGUCCCAACAAUGAACCCUGGUGAAGUAUCUCCUUCUGGCAGCCACCUGCUGUGGGCAGGCAGAGCCCCCUCAAAGGCAAACUGAGGCUGUCCAGGGCACCCGGAUGUCAAAGUCUCCAUGGAAAAGGGCACGUAGGCUGAGAAGUGCCUUUGUGCCUGUGAGGCCUCCAGAGAGGAAGGAGCCUGCCAGGUCUCCUCCCCUGCCCCGUCUUCGGGGCGGUCCCUCCUAACACAGCUUCCAGGAGGUGACAGGAGCAGUGACAGUCCCAAGGGCCUGCAGGCACUUUGCUUUCUGGGUGCAGAAGGGAGGUAUCAGCUUCUCUUGCGAUCUCUAGCUGCCUGCUUGGGAUUUCGGCGAAUGCAUGCAAAUGAGCCUGCUCCGGCACCCUGAGCACUGAGGUGUGCAGCUGGCAGCCACCGGCCCAGGCUGCGAGGAGACUUCCCUGGCUCCCAGAGCCCCGUGGAGCAGCUCAUAAAUCUUCCUCCCUUCCAGCCAGUGUCCCCAUAAAGUUGGGAUCCUUGUUUCCUGUCUACUGGGUGGAUUUUGAUAAGUGCCUCCCAGUGGGCUGGUAACCUGCUUGGAUGGUAGCUGUGGGCUUGACUCAGGCGAUGGUGCCUAGGUGGACCGUGCAGCAUGCUCGAGCUUUGGUAUCUCACAGACCCGAGGUUCAGGUCUUGGCCAUGUCACUUCCUCCUGGUGGACUGUGAGCUGAAUUUCCUACCUCAUAGGGUUGCUAUGAGCUCCACAUGCUGAGGCUGGUAUCUUUUGGUCAGGGUGACUGCUCAUCCCAGGUUCUUCCUUCUGCUGAGACUCUGUUCCCAUUCACCCUCUGAUAGGAGCUGAAGGGGUGAGAGGUGAGCAUCUGGCUCUAGUUGGGCCAGUCAGUUCUCUCUCUCAGGAAUAAGCAGGAUGUGCAGGGAUACUACUUCAGGUUCUGUGGGUCACUUACCUGGGGACAUCUAAACUCGAACUGUGAGUAUGUGUGUCUACACGUGUGUGUGUGUCUAUGUGUGGAAGGUAGUGGGUGAUGGUAACUUGCCCCCUUGCUUCUCCCAGAACACACAGGGCCCCAAAACACAGGGCCCCAUGGGGAAGGGAUGAGCGUUUUAGGUUGUAGUCCAUGCAACAACCCUGCUGAUCUCCUCACCACUCUGAAUACAGCCACCCUUAUGCCCUCUGUGACCUCUGCCUGGUUGUGAGUGUCUCAGAUGCUUUCUCUUCUUUUUGACCUAGCCCAGAACACCUCCUACAGGCAGCCUUCUUGAAUUCUUCCAGAGAGAGCAAUUGGUUUUGUCCUAGCAGUAUUUUAGGGCUGGGAGGGUCCAACUAUUUAAUACCUUAAUUACUAUGGUCAUUGAGUUUAUCCAUUUAAUUGUCUGUCUUCCCUAUCCUAGGGGGAGGUGCUCAUCUUAGUCAUCUGUGUAUUCACAGUUUCUCACACGAGGCCUGGAAUUGAGAUCUGUCUGUCUCCAAAGCUUACUGCUUCCCCUUGGAGGUGGGAUAAACAGACUAUUGACAUAUACAUGCAUUAAUUUUGAAAGGGCUUAAGGAGUCUUGACCCCUUGUAUUAAGGAAUUUAAUACAUGUUUUUCCAAAGUUCAUGUCCAUAUUUUAGGAAGAUGUCAGAUUUUUAGAGGAUCAGAACAUUUUGGAGCUGGGAAAGUCUGAUCCCUUCAUCUUGCUAAAGGGGACAUGGGAUUCUGAGGGGCUAAGUGCUGGUGGAAAUGACACCACAUGGAGCUUCGGUGAACAAGGAGCUGGCUGCUCACCUGUGUCUCUCCGCUCUUACAGUGGUGCCAGGAUUAUGCAAAAAGCUGAGCUGUAAAUCUUUCCAUGAACCAUCACCAGUCAGGAUUUCCAAGCCCUCUCACACAUCAGGAAGGCCUCAGCUUGCACUUGCCUCUGAUCUCAGGCUUCACAAGCCAGUGAUCUCACUUGGAGAAUGAAUGUAGGUGCAGGCAACGUGGGGCCCCUCCUCAUCAAGAUAAGUCACAGGCACAGAGCCAUAAAUGUAGUUCACUACUGACUAGAACUGCACAUUUAUGCUUGGUUUUUUUUAAUUGACAUGCAUACAAUAAAAUGCACAAAUCUUAGUGUACAGCUCAAUGAGUUUUGACAUGUGUAUACCCUCAUGUAACUGUCACCCAGAUCAAGAUAUCUAACAUUCUCACUAAUUUUUCCCCCUUUACCUAUUUCACCCAUCCCCCCACUUCCCUCCCCUAUGGCAAGUACCAGUUUGUUCUCUGUGUUUAUGAGUCCAUUACUGUUUUGUUUGUUUUUUCGAUUCCCUGUAUAAGUGAAAUCAUAUGGUAUUUGUCUUUCUCUGUCUGACUUAUUUCACUUAGUAUAAUGCCCUCUAGGCCCAUCAGUGUUGCCACAAAUGACACGAUCUAAUUCUUUUUUAUGGCUGAGUAACAUCCCAUUGUAUAUGCUAUAUGCCACGUCUUCUUUACCCAUUCAUCUAUUGAUGGACGGUUAGGUUAUGUUUAUGCUUGUUUUUACUCAUUAUUUUAUACAUGUCCUUGAGAUCUGAAACCACAACAGAUAUAAUAAACUCUCUUGUAAAACACCUGGUUUUGUGCAGACUUAGUAUUUCUGUAAUAUAAAUCAUGUUCCCCUUGACAUCCUCCAGCAAGCCAUCUUCUGCCUACUCAGUAAUCCAUCCAUAUAUCCAUCCAUCCAGGAAUCCAACAAACAUUUAUGGGUACCUAUUUUUUAACUAUGUUAAGUAGGUUUUUUCAUUGUCUCACUGAAAUCUCACUCUCCCCCUGAAAGGUACAUGAUUUUAUUCCCACAAAAUGAAUUAAAAUAAAUAAGGACUGAAUAAGCAAUGGCUGACUCCUAGAUACUUGGUGCAGAAGAAAAGGGGCCUAAUUUUGUUGAGCCCCAGAUAUUUGCUUGCCACCUUCACAGAUCAUAUCUCACUGUCCUCAAAAACCACUGUACAGAAUUGAUAUUUUCAUGUACAUUUUAUAGAUGGGGAAAUUGAAGCUCAGAGGGGUUCAGUGAUUUGUAAGGGUAAAAGCUAGUAAGUGGUGGAAUUAUAUUCAAAUCCAGAUCUGCCUUAGUAAAUGUGGGUCCCUUCCUUUCAUUCCUCCCCCCAUGUGGCUGCACCCUUGCCUACUAGGCACUGUCCUAACAUUGGGUAGGGGUCUCUUAAGGGGAAUGGCAGCUGGCAAGGGCCUCCGCCUUGCUGUUUCUGGCUUCUUUGAGGGCUCUUGUGCUCCCUAUGCAGGCUGGAGCCCCAGCAGCAAUGACUUUUUUCCGGCUGAGGCUCCUGUGGUCAGUCAGGGAGGGCGCUCCUGCAGGUGGAUGGGGUACAUGAAUGCAGUAUUUCAAAGAACUUCUAAAGCCAGAGUGUCACUGUCAUGAAGUUUGAAGAUGUGUUAUGUGGUCACCUGGAUCCUGACAGCUCUCUAAGAGCAGGGAAAGGGGGGGAACACUCAACAGCUGCUGACUACUCCCUGCGUGCCAGGCACUGUGAGGGGAACUUUACAUCAUUGCCUACUGUUAGAACUGCCUCUUCCCUCUGCCUGAAUUACUUUUCCCCCAGACACCCCCAUGGCUCACUCCGUCGCCUCCUUCAGGACUUUGCUCAAAUGUCCCCUUCUCAGUGCUGCUUGCCUUGACGACCUCAUUUACAGAAAUUUAGACAGUGAACUGAUUCCCCAAGGCCACACGGCGACCAGCUGGGGCUGGCUGGCCCCAAAGGCCAUGUGCUUUCCAACCCACCGCACUGACUUCCUCUCUAGACAGCCUUCGUGACACAGGAUGUGAAGGUCCCUAUCUUCUAUCUUUCAGACAAGGAAAACAAUCAAGGAGGGAGAUGACUUGUCUGAGGUCACACAGCAAUAACAUGGUAGACCUGGGAUGCAUCGAUCCUUUUUGUAAUCUUUGUUUUACAGGAUGCUUCUCAUAUGUUUUCCCAUCUGAAUGUGUGUGAUUUUCUUUCAUCACCAUUCUCCACCUAUGGCAAGAAUUUCUCUGGGAUGUAAACCCGGGAGUGAGAUUCCUAGGUCACAGGCUACACUCUACUUCAUUGGAUGAAGAGCUGCCAGAUCACUUCUGGAAUGGCUGCCCCGGUCUAAGCUCCCACCCACAGUUGCGUGAGAGUUUCUAUUUCCCUAAAUCCCCAAGCACACUGGGCAUUGUUCAAUUUUUAAAUCGCUGGUAGAUGUGCAGUAAAAUCUUGUUUUAAGUUUGAAUUUCUUUUGGAUUCUAAUGGGCUUGUAAUCAUACACUCAUUUGUCAUUUGAGUUCGAAUUCAGAUAAUUCCAGCUCCAAAGCCUGCAGUAUCACAAAGUGAUCAAUAAAGUGGCCUCUGGGGCCACAUUGCCAGGGUUCAAUUUUUAGCUCUGCCCAGUCUGUGAUUUAACCUCCUCGGGCCUCUGUUUCUUCAUCUGUGAAAUGGGAAUAACUUUGCUGUUGACAUAAUAGGAUAGUUUUGAGGAUUUAAAAUUGCUCAGAACAGUGCCUGGGAUGGAAUAAGUAUUUAUUACGUGUUGUGUCCUUUCUGAAUAAAUGGUGUCAUUCUCCACACAGCCUCCCUUUUCACUUUAGCCUGCAACCCUAUUUACCCUGCUCUUUAUCAUGUUGUGUGUUCAUAUUGUAUAACACUGAAUUUUCCUUAGAAAUGUCAAACUAUAAAAGAGAGAAACAGAG
Molecule: messenger RNA, 6950 nt
Organism: Manis pentadactyla (Chinese pangolin)
Lineage: Eukaryota; Metazoa; Chordata; Mammalia; Pholidota; Manidae
Gene: PTAFR
Product: platelet activating factor receptor
Exons: 3
Coding region: 772-1800 (342 amino acids)
Biological process (GO): chemotaxis; G protein-coupled receptor signaling pathway
Cellular component (GO): membrane
Molecular function (GO): G protein-coupled purinergic nucleotide receptor activity; platelet activating factor receptor activity
Source: RefSeq, a predicted model, not a curated record